GAAUACAUCCACCCGCUUUGCAUUCUAGAAAAUUCCACCAAGUACUUCAUAAGCCUGAAUAGCUACGAGAUAACCCUAAACCCUAAGCCCUAAACGUUUUGUAGCGCCUUCACAUUUCCAUCCCUUACUCAUCUUCUCUCAUUUCUCUCUACCUCAAUCUUCCUACUUCCCCACUCAAAGAGCGAUGAAAAACUCAUCUUAAUCUACCAAAUCUAUGAGAUAAAACUGGCAAACUACAGACUCAGAAUUUAAUCGCGAGUCGUGGUUCAAUUGACGAAAAGUCGGAUCAGUGUGAUACGGAGGAAGAAAGGCAGAAGCUUUUGAAGAAAGAUUUCACGGAUCUACUUGCCCGUGGCCUUGAUAUUAUUGCUUUUGGAGAUUAGUGAUUACCCUAACUAAGAGCCGACAACCCCUGUCUCUCACUCAUCAAAUUCUUCUCAGUCUAUUCGCUCCUUCCUAUAAUCUUUAGGCUCACAGCUGCACUCACCCCGGAGUGGAGGUUCAACUUGGGGUUUAGUUUUUGCGGUUUACGUCUUUCUCCAAUGUCCAUGAGUCUCUUCUGACACAGUUCUGUGUUAUCUCAAAGAAUUCAGUUCGACUUUUUAAUCUUGGUUCUACUGUGCUACCAGUCUUAAUAUCUCUCCAGCACUUCUUGCGUUCCUCAAUCGUUUCUCAGUUCAUGCGGUAAAUUUCACUCUCAAGACUAAUGGGCAAAAAGAGGUCGAGAAACAAAUCAUCGACAUGUGCCAAUCCUCCACACACUGGUGUAUCAGCACAAGAAGGGUCAUCAUCAUCGGCACAGACAGCUGCUGCUUAUGUGGCAAGUCCAUCUGUGGCCAACACAACUGCUGCUCCAGCACCUGCACCACAAUUUUACGCUGAACGUCGACGUAGCUUAAAAGAGUUCUUGGAGAAUCCUUAUAAAUGGGAUAAGGAGCAGUUCAAGCGAGGGUGUCAAAUCAUGCUUAGAAGUCUCAUACGGGAAGUUUAUCGGUUGGAGUCAAGAGGCAUAACAAGUGGGCCCCUGAAUGGUGAAAAUAUCUUUGUUAUUGGCAUUAAGGCUGAGAAUCUGAAGGUUGAGAUUUUGGUUACCCCACAUGAAUCCAACCGGAACAGGCCAUGCUUUCGUCAACAAUUUCUAACAUUGGCAUCAGAAGUGGUUCUUCCAUGGAAAGCUACUCGUCCCACGGCAUGGAAGCAUUUUCUCGAUAUGAUAAAAAAGCACAUGCAUCGGUUCUAUUUUAAGCAACUAGAGUGGCAUACCCUACUAUUAUCAUGUGGAGAAGAAGCCAAGUUUGUAACCCAUGCCUAUAUACAUCUUGAGAUUGAGUGUAAAGGUUGGAAAAAGGAUUACGAAAAGGUUAUACCGAGAAGAAACGUUGACAUUGGUAACACUGUUGGUACGGCCUUUGGUUUCUAUGACGUCUACAAAUGUCGAGCCAAAUUUGGAGUCGAAUACGAGCCAGAUCCGCUAGGGGCACUCGUGUUUUACAGACAUGCACACAAACAUGUCAAUGACUACAUCGAAGAGAACCAAAAGAAGAAUGGAGUGAAACCAGAGCUAAUAAAAGAUGCGCUUUUGACACCAGAGCAAAAAGAGAAUAAGCUCGCUCACUUCUUCCCAGAAGUGCCCCUAGAGUUAUUCAAUUACAUGCUUAUAAAGGGCAUUGACAUAAAUGCUGCAAUUUGAGAGAGAGCUCCAAAUCUGAUAAUGUCUGCCACCAAUGUGUUGCAAGAAGGUAGAAGAUAAGAAGAAAAUGUGUGCAGCCAAAUUCAAGGAAAUCUGCUCAAGAGAAAGGAAAAGCAUGGAGAGCAACCUAUCUGAGGGAUGGCAGAAAUCCCCGUUGAGUCGAGUCCUCAUCGGGUCCCCAACCCUAACGGGGGGAGUAUUUGGGGCCAAAUCGGGUACAAGUACGGGGGAUACCCGAAACCAUAAAAUCCCCGACAAGUCCGGGCCGGGGAUGGUAACGGCAUCCCUGUCCUCGAAUUUGUGCACUUGCGAGUUUAUAAAUUUUAGAAACACCUCUUUUGGUGACAACAAGUGGUCUACUGUAAUUUGAGUACUGCAUUUUUUUUUUUGGGUGAACUGGGGGGAAAAAUUUGAGUACUGCUUUCAUUUUCUAGUAACUUCUAUCAUUUUUAGUUUUGGGUGUUGAAUUUCAUAUUGCGUUGCUCUAUUUAAAUUUUUUUUUCUGAGUGAAGUAGAGCAUUACAUCUCAUUUAUUGGUAUAUUCUAUACUCACAAACCAGCUACAAAUUAAGCCCAAGUAAUUACUGUAUUAUUAUCGUACCAUGCAACUAAUUAACACAGAAUGAUUUUGCUAAAAUACUGUGUUAUAUAUAUCUAUCUACAUAGAACAUUUUAACACGAAAAUGGUUGACUUGGAACUUACCUAGCCAAAAGCCAUUGUGGU
Molecule: messenger RNA, 2414 nt
Organism: Prunus avium (sweet cherry)
Lineage: Eukaryota; Viridiplantae; Streptophyta; Magnoliopsida; Rosales; Rosaceae
Source: RefSeq, a predicted model, not a curated record